UCAAAUAUUGCAAGUGCAAUACGUUGAAGUAUCUGAUUUCUAUGAACACCUGGAACCAGGCACAUCUCUUCCACCCCUUUCUCUGUUAUCACCACCAACCGCUCCUGGUUCAAUCUGUCUCCAUACAGAAACUGUCACUUCACACUGCAGCGGAUCAGUAAACUGCACUGAGCAUGCUCGUGCAGAUGCAGCCUGUAGAUGGAGCAAAGUGGAGAGGAGGAGAAAGAGGAGGAGAGGGAGACACACAGGAGCUGCACACAGCGCUCUGAGAACAAAACCUGCAUGGGAGGAUUCUUCUCUGUCAACACAGAUGGAGUGUGAGAGGGGAAUACCAAUGACUGGGAUGUCAGAUUGUCAUCGCCAAGGAGGAACAGAAACGUGAAAAGGGUCUCUUGGACGGCGUAGCAAUGUACGCCUUCUACUCCCUGUUAGUCUACAUCUUCUACACCGUCUUCAAGAAGGAAGAGGAGGAUGAAGCUUUGGAGGGGGCCUGUGGAUCUUCCUCAAAUGAGCCAAGACCUGUUUCCAUGGAAACAGGGAGAAGGAGGAGAGAUGGCCACACCUCCAAAAUGGGGAAGAAGGCUUGUUCUCAGCGUGGUGAAUCCAGCAGUAGCAGUGACAGUGAUGAAAUGUCUCUGAGUGAUGAAGGUGAGGCAGAAGGCCCCGACAUCCCAGCAUGCACUCCUCUAGCUGCUUUCCUGUCCUUCAAGCAUGAGGCUGAGAAGAGGAGGGCCUCCCAGGUCCAGGUGGAAACAACAGGAAAGCCGACAGAGUCUCCCCUGCUGGCGGUGAUGUCCCACUUGCUGACUUUUCUGGAGCAGUACUCCCACUUCCAGCAGCUGCAGCAGCAGGCCGACCAGUACCGGGUCCAGCUGAAGAGGCACCGCGUAAAGCACCGCCGACAAAUGAAGGCCCUACGAGCGUCAUACCGCCAGCGCCUCAGGGACAAGAGCAGCAUCAUCAGCAGCCUGGAGGAAGCCAUCAGCCAGCAGCACACCCCCAGCCCGCUGAGCGAGGGUGAGUCCAUCGGUGAUGCAGGGACACAAGCUGGGGUUCACCGGCUGGUUGAGUCUCUGUACGGGCUGCAGGGGGAGAGGAGUAAGCUGAGGGGGGAACUCCGUCUGCUGCACUCCCAGCUGGAGGAGAAGGAUCUGGACCGACACUCUCGUAUACAGACCUUCCAGCAGCAGAUCGACGAGCUCAAGAGUUGCAUAGAGGAGCGCGAGGAGGAGCUGUGCAGACUGAAAGCAGCCACUGGGGCCACAGACUCAGAGAAGCGAGUGCUGUGUCUGUCAGCAGAGAAUGAGAGUCUGAAGCAGAACCUGAGCGUUACCCAAGGCCUCCUGCAGCAGCUGUCAGCCAUCCCCUCGCAAUCCAGCACCAUGCUCAUCAAGGAGAAUGAGAACCUCCGCAGUAGAGUGCAGCAGCUGGAGAUGUCCCUGCAGCAACGUGCUGAACAGCUAUCACAUCUGGAGCGACAGAGCGAACAAAGUGAGUGGAGGAGAGGAGAGGAGCUGAGGAAACGAGAGGACCGAGUGAGGGAGCUGCAGCUGGAGUUGGACAGAGAGAGAGGGAAGGAGCCAGAGAUAAAGUAUGUCACCCAGACUGUGGAGGUGGAAUCACCAGCCACUUUAAAGCAGCUGACCAAAGCCAGACAGAGGAAUGAACUGCUAUCCGAUAAACUGGCCAAUCAGAAUGAGCGGUGCAAACAGCUGGAGGAACACAUCAGGAAGUCUGAUGAAUACAGCUGUAAUCUCCAGCACAAGAUUGCAGCGUAUGAGCGAGAAAUCACUAAACUGAGGGAGGAGCUGUUGAAAGAGAUAGGACACUUGGAGGAGAAGAAGGAGGAGGCUGUGAAAGCUGCCUCCACCUGCUCAGCCGAGCACUUCCAGAACCUGCAGGACCAAUUCUUCGGCUUGCAGAAGCGUCUGACUGCACUCCCUCCAACUUUACGCUCCAUGAAAACCGACUACACCAGUCUGAAGAGCCAGGUUAGAAACUUCUCCGACUUUUACGGAGCAGCUAUCAAUGACGCAAAAAAACAGGUUACAGCAGCUAUUAGUGAGAUGUCUGAAGCCAACAAAGAUCUCCUGGAGAAAUACAGGAAGGAGGUUGCACUGCGCAGGAAGUACCACGAGCAGCUGGUGGAGCUUAAAGGCAACAUCCGCGUGCUGUGCCGUGUAAAGCCGGUGCUGAAGGAGGACCAGCACGAGGAGGGCCAGUCUGUGGUGGUGACCACGGACCCCAACAACGAGUCCUCACUCAAUGUGCUGAACAAAGGAAAGGAUCGCAUCUUCGAACUGGACAAGGUCUUCCACCCUCAGGCCACACAGGAAGAGGUCUUUCAGGAGAUAGAGCCCCUUGUGACGUCCUGCAUCGACGGCUACCAUGUCUGCAUAUUUGCCUAUGGACAAACUGGCUCCGGAAAAACCUACACAAUGGAGGGCAGUGUGGAGAACCCAGGCAUCAACCAGCGAGCCCUGAAACAUCUCUUUAGUGAGAUCGAGGAAAGGAAGGACAUGUGGACUUACACGGUGACCGUCAGCUCUGUGGAAAUCUACAACGAGGUGCUAAGAGACCUGCUGAGUAAGGACGGAGAGAAACUGGACAUUAAGAUCAACCCGGACGGGACGGGACAGCUGCAUGUGCCGGGCCUCAGGGUCAUCGAGGUGAAGAGCUUUCAGCACAUCAAGAAGAUUUUAGCCAAAGCUCGAAGGAACAGGAUCACCUUCGGCACUCAGAUGAACCAGCACAGCUCCCGCUCCCACGCUCUGCUCUGCGUCACCGUGCAGGGCACCGACCUCGCCACCGGCUCCAAAACCACCGGAAGAUUGAACCUGGUGGACCUGGCUGGCUCUGAGAGGGUUUGGAAGUCUGGUGCAGAGGGAGAGAGGCUGAAAGAGGCGCAGAAUAUUAACCGCUCCCUGCUGUCACUGGGUGACGUCAUUCAGGCACUGAGAGCUCGGCAGACUCAUAUCCCUUUCAGGAACUCCCGCCUUACGUACUUAUUACAAGACUCCCUGGGAAAAGGUAGCAAGACUGCCAUGGUGGUGCAGGUAUCUGCUCUGGAGAGUAAUGUGGGAGAGACAUUGUGCUCACUGAAGUUCGCCCAGCGGGUGUGCAAGGUGGAGCUGGGUCCUGCAGCUAGGAAGAUUGAAUCUGGUGGAGGACAGUGCGACUGACAGUCACUUCCUGUUCCUCAGUGACCCCCAGGAAGCCAUGAAUCCACAAGUCAGAUUCUUAUCAACCAAUCAUAACGCGUCAAUAUCAAGAAGAUCAACAGCAAUCCUGCUCAAGGGCUAAAUCUGAAGAGGUCUGUGUGGCAGCUGAAUGCCAGCCUUUGAUUGAGGUUGGGCGUUCAGGCCUCCUCGUUGCCAUUUCCUGCUUCUGACAAGCGAUAACCCUUUAUCUUUCGCUAAUCUGCAUGCAGGAGUAUUUACUCUCUCACUCCGAGUGCCAAAACAACCUCUGACUCCCCCCAAGGUCUAGAUACGAUGCUUCCUUGAACUACAAUAUCUCAGUUUCCUCUUGUGAAAUACCAAAUCCCAGGAUUUAUCUUAUCAGCUUUUUCUUGCUGGUCAUCACAGUAUUUAAAGCAGCGUGAUGACAGAGAACAGGUUCAACCAGCUUCCAGAGCCACAAUAUCAACAACUCCGUUUUUAGAAGUAUUUAUCAUCUUGCUAUUAAUAUCUGUAGUUUGUGAGCUUCGUCGCUAAUGUUGUAUAUUUUUGAAGAUUGUAGUGUGUAGGGGAACCUGUUUUGUAGUCAGUGAGUAUGGCUAAUAAUAAUUAGAGCAGUUUUUACGAGAUUCAGAAGAGCACUGAAUGGUUUCUGUUUCUCUUUAGAGCCUUCAUCAUUUGUCUUUUGAGAACAGAGGAACGCUGUUGAAGGAACAGGUGGCCUUGAAUGAGAAGUGGUGAUGAAUGGUGCAAUACGUCCCUGUAGAGGAGACAGUUUAGGCCUACGUUGGAAGAAGCACUUUGAGGGAAAAUAGGAACUAUUUAGUUCAGGAAAGGUAUAUACGUGCUUGAUAUAGAUAUCACUAGUGAAUGUCAUACCAAAAAUCGCUUAUUGUUAUCUGUUCCUCUAUGUAUCACCCAUUGGAUCAACUUGGUUCAAUAGUAGCAAGACAUUAAUGUUGCAGUAACUACCAUGAGUGCAUAGGGCUCACUUAAUAAGGCCUAGUCGGUGGAUUUUCAGAUCGUUUUCUGAAUAAAUACGACGUAUU
Molecule: messenger RNA, 4228 nt
Organism: Notothenia coriiceps (black rockcod)
Lineage: Eukaryota; Metazoa; Chordata; Actinopteri; Perciformes; Nototheniidae
Product: kinesin-like protein KIFC3
Exons: 20
Coding region: 408-3182 (924 amino acids)
Biological process (GO): microtubule-based movement
Cellular component (GO): microtubule cytoskeleton
Molecular function (GO): microtubule motor activity; ATP binding; microtubule binding
Source: RefSeq, a predicted model, not a curated record